Porites evermanni is the source of this 1014-nucleotide messenger RNA. The record is from the annotation of a GenBank genome assembly. Lineage: Eukaryota; Metazoa; Cnidaria; Anthozoa; Scleractinia; Poritidae.
AUGGAAACGACAGCUGUAGAUUUAAAAUGGUACCAAACCUUGCUGUUUCUUUUCCAAAUUGCCUUAUUCGUAGCCGACACAACCACUAAUAUCCUGACCAGCCUGGAGUACAGAGAACAAGGACACCAACAAUGGUUUGCAGUAAGCCUCGGCCUGACUAUCAUUACCCUAGUCGCGCUCUGCAUUUGGUUUGCAAUGGUGAGCAGACGUCGAUUACUAUCAAGGGAAGAGAACUCAGUAGGGGUGGAUAACCCCGACAACAUAUCCCUCAAUGAUCGUGUGGACAUUGAAAAGGAACGUUUAUACAACCUCUAUUUGCACACGCUCACUUUCGGCUUGAUGCAAGCUGCUUCACAGCUUAUAAUACAGUACUAUGUAUAUAUUACGCUGAAAGAGGGGGACAGUGUGAUCCCGGAAGUAUCAAUGUGGAUUUCUUUCAUUACGUUGACGUGGAUGGUCACAUCCAUGGAGGUGUUUCGUCCGGUGACCAACCUGAAACCCGUGCCCCGGCUCGUGCACAAAGUCAUAAUCUUUCUUAGCAACGCGGGAAUCAUCAUGGCGCGUGUAAUGGCGAUUGUAUGUUUUAUUAUUUCUUUGUCGUGGUGGAUCGUUCUUGUGUUAGGCGUGCACUGUUUUAUCAUCAACUUUACUGGAUUCCUACUGUGGCGAUCCAACCGAAAACAGGAUAUGCUCGUGUUUAUUUUUGCCUAUUCGCCGCUGUAUCUUUUUAGUUAUAGCUCUUACUAUUUAAGAAAGCUCAGGGGAAAUGCCCCUUUUAGUUUGACUCACCGAGCGGUUCUUAAUUUCUCGUGGUAUGUACUCUUUACUUUGGAAAACGCCGGUAUGAUUCUUGGGAUCAUUUUCAGCUGGCCUUAUAGUUAUGAAGAUGACCCUUUGUUCUGGUUUCCAAUCGUGGCUCUUAUGAUUGUCCCCCCUGGAAAUCUUGGAGGGAUUCUUUUAAAGUUAUUUUCAUGGUAUUGCCUUUGCGGCUGCUUUCACGAGCAAAAUGACGAG